AGUGUUAUUUUUUUCUUUUAUUUUUUGCCUGCCUCUCCGGAUUUCAACAUUUCAUAGGUGUAUCAGUGCAAUAACUUCCGGCGCAUAACCUGAGUACCCUUCAUCCGUGGAGCGGAGCCCUUUUUUCCCGGCCAUCCGUACAUGGCGUCACAGGAUGAACCGAAAAAAUAUCUCCGUCUCAACAGUCCAGCCGGUGGCGAAGCGAAAGUUUAUGAAUGGCCUCUCAUACGAACGCCGAAUUACGACGAAAGUCAGGAUCUCGUGGCGACCAUCGAACUUGUGUUCGACGAAGUUUACAAGAACAAUGUUCACAAUAUCACCACGAGGAACAAUAUCAUCGCAAAAAUGCCGUCGUCUGAUUAUGAGGAGAUGCGAUCGAUGUGUGAUCGGUUCAACAAACUCGUGAAAGCCAUGCACGGAAUGUACAUGGGGACUACCUUGGAUCCGUUGUGCGAAAACCCACCGAGUUCGAAGAUUCUCAACGCGAUCAUCACAAAAGUUUAUCGUGCCUCUGUGAGCAAUCCUGAGCGCUUGAACUGUUAUACGGCAUUCACGCCCAGUGUUUACGGGGAAACGAAAUUCGAGACCAUAGAGAAAAUGCUGGAGUGCAUUUCUUUGGACGAAAACUCCGUAGUGAUCGAUCUUGGGUCUGGUGUGGGACAAGUCGUGCUUCAGAUUGCGGCCAGCGCACGUGUAAAGAUGGUUUACGGCAUAGAGAAGGAAGAAAUACCGAAUACUUACGCACAGGCCAUGGAUCGGAAUUUCCGGACGUGGAUGAACUGGUUCGGGUUCAAAUACUCGCCGUUUGAGCUGAUUGCCGGGGAUUUCCUGCACGAGGAGCAUCGGACGAAGAUAACCUCUUCCAAGCUCAUAUUUGUCAACAACUAUGUGUUCGGAGCGGAAGUGGACAAUGCGUUGAAGAAGAUUUUUGAAGGGUGCGAACAUGGAACUGCUAUCGUGUCUUCUGUUGCUUUCGGAAAGUGCACCAACAAUCGCCCGAAUUCACGGAAUGUUCAGGAUCUCGGUGUGUUGCUGGACACCAAGAAGGUGCCACCAAUUAUUGGUGAAGUGUCUUGGACUGACAAGCCUGUGAAAUAUUUUGUGCAGUUCAUCGACUUGGUUCGGUUGAACGCCUAUUUCGAGGACCAGCAAAAAAGGCAAGCCAAUGGGAACAGUAACGGGAAUGGUCGCCGGAAAACGAAGAAAGUUCGUAGCGUGGACCUGAAUGUGCCGACGAAGGACACGGAUGAUGAAACUAGCACGCAUUCCUUGCCAGACAUGUCCAUGUCUCCUCAGACGGCCGCUGCGUCCGCAAACCUGUCCUUUAGCAGGGAAGUGUCUGCUGCACCGCCCAUCACGCGUGGACGAGGCAGGGGACGCCCCCCUGGCUCCACGAACAAACGGGCCACGAAACCCGGCAUUGCCGCCACACGACCGACUCCUGCGUUGUGUCAGGCGGCCCUCGAGGCCCUGCAUUCUCACACUUUGCUCAGCACGGAACUACGCCUUGCGUCGUCGCCAGAAGCCACGCCUGGAGCCGAGGACUUCGCAGACGUGUCUGAGGAAACCAUGGAGUGUACUGUGGAGGACGACGAUCCGGAGUUGAAGGAGCUGCUGGCAGAGCUGAUGAAUCGCAUGCGGCCAGCAGUGAAGCGGUUUUGUGCUGCGAGGAGAAACACGCAGAAAUUCUCUGAUAAUAUUUUGCGAAGGCAGGAGAUGUUGCAGAAAAAGCUGGAGAUUUUGCGAGUGAUGAGGAAUGCGAUGGCGGAAGAAGUGAAGAGGUGCGAAAAGGUGGCCCUGGAGCACUGGCAGAAGAAGGCCAGCAAGUUGAACUUGCCUUCGUCCACGACGGAAGAUAUGGAGAAAAUGCUGGAAGCGUAUCAGGUGUAUUCGAGAUGCGUCAUCAAGGAAGGUUCUGUGCUGCAGCUGGUGAAGCAAGAAUGUCAGUUGAAAGAGGAAGAAGCGUUGCGAAAGAUUUAUUCCGUGACUGACUUCCUCCGUGGAAGAAACAACACGGCGUUGUUCCUAGAAAUAGUGAGAUCGGUGCCUGCUUUGUACAAUGUGUUUUGGGGAACGUUGCUGAAGCAGCUGAAGAGAAGUUGUGAGGUGGCCAAGGUGCACAAGGCAGAGUUGCUAGAAAAUGUGGCCCAGCUGGAGCAGCGUAAAAAGGAGGCGGAAGAGCAGAAAGCGUCGGGUCCUCGAUUCUCCGUCCCUGUCAUGUCCCUCCCCAACUUCACCAAUUUCAAGGAAAACACUCCACCGGUGCAGAAGAAAAACCCGCUGCUGCCCCCGGUUGUCCCCUUGUCUAAUCCUGCUGCUGCUGCUGCAAACGGCGGCAGCAGCAGACAUGGCGGCGUUCUUCCCCCUGCGUCCAGUAUAGGGCGGCAAGAUUAUCCCCUGGUGCCUGACUUGGGCCGAAUUGACGAGAAGAACCCGACCAAGCUGGCCCAUAAGAUUGUCGAACAGGGACGCAUAGAACAGAGUUUGUUGAUGACGAAAGCGGCGCCUCCAGCUGGUGGUGGUGGUGCGAGGACCAAUGUGAAAGGAGGAUCGUUACCCCUGGCUCCUGCGCUGGAUAUGUCUUAUCCAUCGGACCGUGUUCAGUCGAUAAUAACCAAAUGCCUGAAUGACGAAAGUCAGUCUGCGGAAGAAACCCUGAGCUCCCAAGUGCCGCCCAACCUGCUGAUGUCUGUCCCCACCGGGAAUGCUGAAGAAGCUCAGCAGCAACAACAGCAACCGCCUCCUCCUCCUCCUCCUCAAGGCGCCGCCGGUCUGGAUCAGUCGUCCCUCCCGAUGUCAGUCGCACUUUCAGCAACUACCUCAGCUUCCGCGUUGUCCAGCGGCAGUCCAUCGAAGGCAUUCUUUUCCCCUGCUCACUGGAAAUCGCGGCGUGAGGCCGGUUCUGCUAGUUUCCCACCUGUGGAACCCGGCGGACGUGCUCCCGAUUACUCUCUACUUUCCCCAACCAAGGCGGCUUUGUUGCGCCACAAGCAGCAAGCCGGAAGUGUUCCUGGUGUGAAAACGUUGGAGAUUUCGAGCCAGAAUCUGAUCGACAUGGCCAUCGACAAGAGCUACAAUGCCGCCAAUUUGUACUCGCCCAUUUCUCGGCCGACGAGUGCAGAACCGAAUUUGGCGGGUGGUGGCGGUGUUCCGGGUAACGGACAGAUGAUUGCAUCCAUUUUUAGCGCAGUCGAUGACCCGGAUCCGGAACCCGAAGGACUGGCUGCUUGUCUGACGGAAUCAGCGCAACACGUGCAAAAGAAGCAGAGAAUCGUUGGUGCGGAAAAGGAUGGGACUGAAGUGGCAGUGGAAAACUUAUCGACGAAGAAAUGGGACAAGAGAAUGCGGUACCAGAACAUGAAGAAGUUGGAAACGGAUGACGGGGUUCCGUCGGGCGGGACGGAAAAACCGAUUUCUGGCUCCGAACGAAACGGUUCCCAUCAGUUGGACCCCUUGACACUCGCUGACAGUCCUUCCCAACCAGACGAUGAAGAUUUCGACCAAGCAUUCAACCGGGCUCUCAACUACGGCUACAACGUGUUCUCGGAAGUGCAAAAGGUGAAGCGGAAAUCGGAAAGCGAGUCGGAGAACUGUUCGGGCACUGGUGGGAGUGACGAGAACCCGUAUCCCGGUGGGUUCCACCCAAAGAAGAAGAGGAUGAGUUACGGAACGAAGGACUCUGAGAUGGGAACGACACCUGAAGCAAAUGUUGACAUCGAUUCAACGGCCACUCAUUACGAGAAGAUGAAGUUGUAUAAUGCAUUGUUGGAAUCCGAAGCGGAGGAAUCCGACCGAGGCAUUGAUGCAAUGUCCCUUCGAGUCCCGCUCGAGGAUGAACCGAUGGGUGAAGUUGUUUGUUCGCCUCGUGGAAUACUUGAACCUGAAGCAAGAAUUCCCCCCUUGAAUGGAUCUGAAUCAAUGAAAGGAAUCGAGGGAAUUGAGUCCAACGAUGUCGCAGAAAGUUCAACUGCGAUUCCUGAAAAGCAGCGACUCGAGGAAUUGAAAGCAUUGCUGACGAAGCCAGUGAGCAUCCCGGUGUCGGAAAUGGCGUCGUGGUGUCGAGACAGCCGAGACGCCAAAGCGGCGCUCAUUCGCUCCUUCGCCGACGGCUCUGCGUUUCCUCCACGGGCCCCGGGCGCGAGUCAUCCGCCGACCUACACUGCCCGUUUCGGCCCCGACUUCCCACCGAAAGGACUGAGUCUCGCCGACGGGGCAGAAGUGCUCAUUUUGUGUCACGUGGAAUUUGAGGACAUGCUGGCGGAUUUGAAAUUGCCCGAGAAGGUGCUGGGCGGCAGGGACAUCGUGCUGGACUGGAGGGCCCUGGGCGGCAGCAAACGGGUGGGUGGUGCUGUGAGAGCCAAGCCCCAAGAGUGGAAACCUGAAAAGCAGCAAGACUCCCCAAAGGGUCCAUCGACUUUGCCAAAGCAAAAGGCACGCAAACCUGGUCAGCAGCAGCCGGAUGAUGUGCCGUGUCCCUUGUGUGCGGAUUACUUCAGCCAAUCUGCCAUAGAGGUGAUGAGAUUCAUCUUUGUUGUUGCUGUUGUUGUUAAAGAUUUCGUUACUGACAUUCAAAAUAAGUUUCUGUCCAAUAAUUUUGUGUGUGGUAGACCAUGCAUCAGCAUGUAUGGGAAAGUGAAGCUUGGACGAGGAUCAGCACGAAUUUCCCGAGCUUUCUUGGAACUUUUGAAAAUCAUCACCGAAAUUCGUUUGUUUUCUAUAUUCGACGUCGCCAUGUCAUGUUCCAUUGUUGUGAUCUUCCAUUCCCAGUCGGAGCUUUAA
Notodromas monacha is the source of this 4779-nucleotide messenger RNA. The record is from the annotation of a GenBank genome assembly. Lineage: Eukaryota; Metazoa; Arthropoda; Ostracoda; Podocopida; Cyprididae.